AUGGCGCACGCGGGGCCGUGGCUCCCCGGCGAGGGCUCGCUGGUGCGCGCCACCGGCCACGGGGAGGUGUGGGAUGACUGGAGCCCGACGGCCAAGUUCGCCCAGUUCGGCUGGAGGUGCAGCACCAACGAAAGCAGUUACUCGCACAAAACCCUCAUGGGGAACUGGAACGAGGAGCGAUUCAGUAUCCAGAAAGCUGUGCAGCCCAAGCCCCUUCCUUCCCAGUAUUCUCACUGCUUUGAAACAACUUACUCUUCAGAUUUCGACAAGGGAAAGCAUCAAAUAACAAGAAGAUUUAAGCAAGAACCUCACUGGUUUCCAGGCCACCAGCCUGAGUUGGAACCCCCUUCUUUCAAGCCAACUGAGCAGUCCUGCUACAUGAUCGACUACAGACCUCCAUAUGAGAGCAUUUCUUUUGCUAGCGACCAAGGCUUGGAGAAAGAACAAGAGGGUGCGGGAAAAACAACAGCAAACCUACAGACUGCGCCUCCAGAGUGACAAGAGGCCUGUCUGCCAGCUGUGCUACAAGGAGGGCCUUCAGGAUGAAAAAACUUUCAGACAUUAAAACCAAAUGUAGCACCAUGUGAAAUAUAUUCUUCUUGCUUCCCAAGAUGUACUGUUUGUCACUUGUCUGUUUUUCUGUCGCUUGUUUUGUGUGCAGAGGUGAUCAAGGGCAUCUAUAUCGUGCUGUGCCUUGUCAGUGAGGUUCAAAUAGGGCUGUGAGCUGGAAGAGCUUAUUACAGCCCGCUAAUAGAAAACGUUAGAACUUGGCAUCUGGGUGGGGUUUGGGGCAUUUGAUUACGACUCCACAUCACUGAUUG
This is a messenger RNA of Nothoprocta perdicaria, 821 nucleotides long. It is a transcript of the gene CFAP68, whose product is annotated as chromosome unknown C11orf1 homolog. Lineage: Eukaryota; Metazoa; Chordata; Aves; Tinamiformes; Tinamidae. The record is from RefSeq and is a predicted model, not a curated record. Bases 1 to 498 code for a protein of 165 amino acids. Gene Ontology annotation, cellular component: nucleus. The transcript is spliced from 3 exons.